This is a messenger RNA of Anastrepha obliqua, 867 nucleotides long. RefSeq names its product antigen 5 like allergen Cul n 1. Bases 39 to 845 code for a protein of 268 amino acids. The transcript is spliced from 4 exons. Lineage: Eukaryota; Metazoa; Arthropoda; Insecta; Diptera; Tephritidae. The record is from RefSeq and is a predicted model, not a curated record.
AACAUAAUUUACGAGUUUGUAUACACAAGCGUCAGCAAAUGCCCAAAUGGCAGUGGCAGCAGCAUUCGACGAUCACAGCAACUCUGUCACUGUUAUUGCUGCUACUGCUAGUAGGACAUGGCGGCGCACAGUACUCCUGGUGUGAUCCGACCUUGUGCGAGAAGGGCGUGCGGCAUCUGGCCUGCCGCAAUAACGGCAACUUCGCCAGCCGCUGCGCCGCCGAUGCCACAGAGCUGGACAUUUCCGAUUAUAAGGAUCAAUUUGUGCAUGAACACAAUAAACGACGAAAUUUCUUAGCGCUUGGUCUGUUGCCUGGCUACUAUCCGGCGGCUCGUAUGGCCACUAUGGUUUGGGACGAUGAGCUACAAUAUUUGGCAUCACUCAAUCUACGCACCUGCAUACUGGACCAUGAUCCUUGCCAUACAACCUACCGUUUUCAGUAUUCCGGCCAAAAUCUUUGUGGUGUUGUGCGCGAUCGCAAUCCGAAUGUGAAUGUGAGUGGAAUAAUCGAGGAAGUGAUGGGGCUGUGGUUCAAUGAAUAUCCGCUGAUCGAUAGCAGCUACAUAAGGAAAUUCAGAGUCACAAAGUACUUCGAGGACUAUGGCCAUUUUGCCGAAAUCGCUGUCGAUCGUAAUACUCAUGUGGGUUGUGGUAUUAUACGUUUCACCCGCCCCGAUGUACCCUUCGUCUAUAUCUAUAAUAUGGUUUGCAACUAUGCAUCGAUUUACGCUCUGGACACGCCAGUGUACACAGUGGGUCAACCGGGGUCCCGUUGCUUGUAUGGCAAAAAUCCAUAUUACCCUGGUUUAUGCUCAGAAAAUGAACCAAUCAAUCCGAAUUAUUAAAAUUUUUUAUGGUGUGAUUUAA